AUGGGGCAGCUGUUCUCAACUAGCAGGAAGGUUGUCCUGCUGCACGGCCAAACCCAAGUCACUUACCCCGUCCCUUCCAACAACACUGACCUCUACGAUCUGCAUGCAGAUCUUUGCCGCAAAUUUAAGUUGGAGACAAGUGCGAUCAUUUCUGGGUUCAUAGUCGAUCACGAGAAUGGCGGACCAGUGUGCCCUAUAAGGCUCAUUGCGGCACUGAAGGGAGGGGAGAGAUGUCGGCUAGUGGUUUUGCAGCAUGCUGUUGAAGACUUGUUGCAGCUUCCUGUCCCUCCUGCUCGCCUUGAUAGGGACCAGAUCUUGAACCUCAUGGUGAGCUGGAAGAUGCUCAAGGAAGGAACGGCAGAACAGAGGAUGUUUUCCUUCGAAAAGUUAUGCUCAGCGCUGUCCGACAAGGGAUUUGCAUACAUUGCAGUGCAAGCAGGACAGUCAGAAAUUGUGAGAAACGCAGUCAAGGCCGCGAAAGACUUCUUUGCAGAUCCUUUAGAAUCGAAAGUCAGAAACAAAGUCAGUUUCCCUCGAUCAAAGUUUGUCGGAUACUCCAAGCAAGGCAAACGGGAGUUCUUUCAAGUGCGCAAAGUUGGAAGCCAUUACCGGUUUCCCUGGCCAGAAGACGAGCAGGGUACCUCCGAUUUCGCCUCUGCCAUUCGCGUACUUUAUGAGGAGCUGUCGCAAUGCUCAAGAUACCUUCUCGAGAACCUACAGAUGCUUGAUAGUCAGGACGAUGGCCAUCUCGAGAAUGAGAGGAAUGACAAGUCAGACGACGUUGCAGCUUCUGACUUCUUCGUGGGUAGUGAUGUGCUCCGCUUGUAUCAGUAUCACCGGCCCUUAGGAGAAGCACCUCCGGGUAUAGCCAACGCGGCUACAGGGCUCGUGAUGCUGUCUCCGGAUGCGUGCAGGUGGUUGGACGUGGAGGCCUCGCUGUAUGCAGUGAUGGACGACGACAAGCUGGAGUCCCUGACGAUGGAGGAGCAUCCAAGAGAAGAGCUCUCACUACCACACUGCGACUUGCAUGUUGAGAGCAGCGGCGGAGAGACUCUGGGUAACCUCUCACGCGGAAAGAUCAGGGCUCCACUGCACUACGUGGACGAAUAUGUGAUAGGACGACCAAGAAUCUCUAUGCCCUUCUUCACCAGAGCUCGUCCAGAUUCAAAGAUCAGAAGGAUUCAACACAGCAGAUUUUAUCCGAAAGCGGCAAGGGAAGCAGGAUCACGUGCGGACAUCGUUUAA
Molecule: messenger RNA, 1245 nt
Organism: Guillardia theta CCMP2712
Lineage: Eukaryota; Cryptophyceae; Pyrenomonadales; Geminigeraceae
Exons: 7
Coding region: 1-1245 (414 amino acids)
Source: RefSeq, a predicted model, not a curated record